Penicillium antarcticum is the source of this 1956-nucleotide messenger RNA. RefSeq lists its product as uncharacterized. Gene Ontology annotation, molecular function: double-stranded DNA binding; DNA helicase activity; telomeric repeat DNA binding. Gene Ontology annotation, cellular component: nucleus; Ku70:Ku80 complex. The transcript has 6 exons. NCBI's taxonomy places the organism in Eukaryota, Fungi, Ascomycota, Eurotiomycetes, Eurotiales, Aspergillaceae. Gene Ontology annotation, biological process: cellular response to gamma radiation; telomere maintenance; cellular response to X-ray. The record is from RefSeq and is a predicted model, not a curated record. Bases 1 to 1956 code for a protein of 651 amino acids.
AUGGCGAGCGAGAAUUACACGCGUGAGGAGGAGAAUUUUGAGGAUGAGGAGCUUGAUGAGACCAGCUUCAAAUCAGUCAAAGAUGCUGUUCUCUUCGCCAUAGAUAUCAGCAACUCGAUGCUGGAACCACGGGUAUCGGAUGACUCUAAGAAGUGUGUUAAGGAAUCACCUGCGUCUGCCGCCUUGAAGUGUGCAUAUCAUCUGAUGCAACAGCGCAUUAUCUCCAAUCCUCAUGAUAUGAUCGGCGUCUUACUCUAUGGUACACAAUCAUCCAAAUUCUACGAUGAAGAUGAAGAGAGCCGUGGCGACCUUUCAUAUCCGCAUUGCUAUCUCUACACUGACCUAGAUGUUCCAUCUGCACAGGAAGUCAAGGAACUACGAUCUCUAGCUGAGAAGGAUGAGGAAGCUUUGGAGAUCCUGAAGCCAUCGAGUGAGCCAGUUUCGAUGGCCAAUGUGCUUUUCUGCGCAAAUCAGGUCUUUACUUCCAAGGCUGCAAACUUCCUGUCUCGGCGGCUGUUUGUCGUAACCGACAACGACAAUCCACACGCAGACAACAAGGCAUUGCGGUCUGCUGCAACUGUUCGAGCAAGAGAUUUGUAUGACCUGGGCGUCAACAUUGAGCUUUUCCCUAUCUCUCGACCAGAUCACGAAUUCGACACCUCUAAGUUCUACGAUGAUAUUAUCUACAAAACAUCCCCAAGUGACGGAGAUGCCCCGACAUAUUUGAAACCAGACACAUACGAGUCCACAGCCAAGGGUGACGGACUUUCACUGCUCAAUUCUCUCUUGUCUAGCAUCAACUCGAGAUCAGCCCCCCGGCGUUCUCUAUUCUCAAACGUGCCCUUGGAGCUUGGGCCUGAUUUCAAAAUAUCCGUCAAUGGGUAUCUCCUCCUCAAAAAGCAAGAGCCUGCACGGAAUUGUUUCGUCUGGCAGGGCGGCGAGACUCCUCAAAUUGCCAAAGGCGUCACCACUCUCAUGGCCGAUGACACAGCACAUACAGUCGAAAAAGAGGACAUCAGAAAGGCUUACAAGUUCGGCGGUGAACAGGUCUCAUUCACAACCGAAGAACAGCAGGCAUUGAGACAUUUCGGCGACCCAGUGAUCAGAAUUAUUGGCUUCAAGCCAUUGUCUGCGCUGCCAUUCUGGGCCAACAUCAAACACCCUUCAUUCAUCUAUCCUUCGGAAGAAGACUACGUAGGCUCAACCCGAGUCUUCUCUGCAUUGCAGCAGAAACUACUCGAGGCUGAGAAAAUGGCCCUGGUCUGGUUCAUCCCCCGCAAGAAUGCGUCGCCAGUCUUGGCUGCCAUGAUUGCUGGAGCUGAGAAACUCGAUGAGAACGGAGUACAGAAGACCCCACCGGGCAUGUGGAUUAUUCCUAUCCCCUUUGCGGAUGAUGUUCGCGAGAAUCCGGAGGCUACCUUGAACAAGGCGCCAGAUACGUUGAUUGAUUCUAUGCGUGAAGUCAUCCAGCAGCUACAGCUUCCGAAGGCUGUGUAUGAUCCUUCGAAAUAUCCCAACCCUUCACUCCAAUGGCAUUAUCGUAUUCUACAGGCCCUCGCCCUGGAAGAGGACAUGCCCGAAACUGCAGAGGACAAGACGAUCCCCAAAUAUCGACAGAUUAACAAGCGCGCCGGCGAAUAUGUCCUAGCCUGGGCGGAGGAACUAAAAGCCCAAUCAGCCAAAAUGUUUGGUGGAAUCGCAGCUACAAAAUCGACAUUGGUGAAACGAGGUGCUAAAGAAGAAAACGCCGAAAGUCACCCAUCGAAGCGUGUCAAGGUUGAAGGUGAUGGCACCGACGCGGAUAGUGUGGUCAAACAAGCCUCUGAAAAGGGCACCGUGUCCAAGUUGACCGUAGCUGUGCUCAAGGAGUUCUUGAAUGCUCAUGGCCGUGCUACAGCUGGCAAGAAGUCAGAUUUAGUGGAACGAGUUGAGCAGUACUUCGAAGAGAAGUUCUAA